Molecule: messenger RNA, 600 nt
Organism: Lycium barbarum (goji berry)
Lineage: Eukaryota; Viridiplantae; Streptophyta; Magnoliopsida; Solanales; Solanaceae
Exons: 2
Coding region: 1-600 (199 amino acids)
Source: RefSeq, a predicted model, not a curated record
AUGAUACCCUUAUGGGUUAAGCUACCUAAUUUGCCAUUGAGUUGUUGGGGACCAAAAUCCCUUAGUCGAAUAGCUAAUACCUUGGGCACGCCUAUAUGUGUAGAUGAUUGUACUUCUAAGCUAGAGAGGGUGUCAUAUGCUAGAUUGUUGAUUGAAAUGGAUGCUACAGUCGCUUUGCCUAAUGUGAUUAAGGUGAUUGAUCCUCAUGGUGAGGUGUUUGAUCAAGAAGUGUGGUGUGACUGGAAGCUUCAGUACUGCCCUAUUUGCUGUCAAAUAAGUCAUUUAUGCCAACCUCCUCCUCCAAAGAAGGUUGCUGAGAAGCAGCCUGAGCCAGUUGCUCAAAGGAAAGGUCAUGACAAACAACCUCAAGUGUGGCAAUCUAAAGAAAAGGGUGAAGGGAAUUUAGCUGUGAAGAACACCGAUUCAGCAGAAGCUGGGAGUGGUGUGGAAGAAGGGGAAUGGAAGAAGGCUUCUGGGAAAGUUAAAGUCCCAGCACCUGUAAGGGAUGAGCCAGCAACAUUUAAUGGUUUCAAUCUUUUGGUUCAGGAUGUUUUACAACAAAUGAUCCACGCUUCUUUCAAUGGAGCUGAGGUGGGGUAG